This is a messenger RNA of Phragmites australis (common reed), 2101 nucleotides long. RefSeq names its product MLO-like protein 1. Bases 264 to 1766 code for a protein of 500 amino acids. The record is from RefSeq and is a predicted model, not a curated record. Gene Ontology annotation, cellular component: membrane. Gene Ontology annotation, biological process: defense response. The transcript has 14 exons. Lineage: Eukaryota; Viridiplantae; Streptophyta; Magnoliopsida; Poales; Poaceae.
CCCACCCGCGGGGUCCUCACCGGAUUCGAGACUGGAGAUGAAUUCUCACCCGUUAACAAUUUUGAAGUCAAGUUAGGUUUUACAUGUCGGAGCCGGUGCCGAGUCUGCCAACCGCGCAGUUGCGCCUACCCACUCCUCUCCUCUUCUAGCCGUUUCUAGUUCCACUCCUGUCCUCUCCGUCGCCGCGCCCGAACGCCUCCGGUAGUGGCGGUUUCCGUGUAAAGGCGAGCCCUUUGGCUUCGGCGGGAGGGAGGGGACGGGCGAUGGUGGGCGGGGGCGGCGACGGGGAGGAGGCGGCGCUGGAGUUCACGCCGACGUGGAUCGUGGCGGCGGUAUGCUCGGUCAUCGUGCUCCUCUCGCUCGUCGCCGAGCGGUGCCUCCAUUACCUCGGCAAGACGCUCAAGAAGAAGGAUCAGAAACCGCUCUUUGAGGCGCUCCUCAAGGUGAAAGAAGAGCUGAUGCUGCUCGGGUUCAUCUCCCUGCUGCUGACGGUGUUCCAGGGGAUAAUCCAGAGGACAUGCAUUCCUUCCGGCUGGACAAACCACAUGCUGCCAUGCCAGAGGCUGGAUGAGAAGGCUAGUGAGGUGGGCGCCACAAAAGAGCAUUUUGUUGCUGCCGAGGUCCUUGGACGGAUCGGGAGGCGGCUGCUCAGCGAGGGCGGGGCUGCCGCUGAGCACUGUCAGAAGAAGGGAAAAGUUCCACUGCUGUCCCUUGAAGCCAUACAUCAGUUGCACAUUUUCAUAUUUGUUCUGGCUAUCACACAUGUUAUUUUCAGCGUUACAACUAUGAUUUUGGGAGGUGCAAAGAUACACCAAUGUAAACAGUGGGAGGAUAAAAUUCAGAAAGAGGCUCCAGGAAAUGGGCCUAAGAAGGUGACCCAUCUGCAUCAACUUGAAUUUAUCAGGAAACGUUUUAAGGGUAUUGGCAAAGAUUCUAUAAUAUUGAGUUGGCUGCAUUCUUUUGGUAAGCAAUUUUAUGGAUCAGUAUCUAAGUCAGACUACACCACGAUGCGCCUUGGUUUUAUCAUGACUCACUGCCCUGGAAACCCAAAAUUUGAUUUCCAUAGAUACAUGGUGAGGGUUUUAGAGGCUGAUUUUCGGAAAGUAGUUGGCAUAAGCUGGUACUUGUGGAUCUUCGUGGUGAUAUUUCUUUUGCUGAAUGUUAACGGUUGGCACGCAUACUUUUGGAUUGCCUUCCUUCCACUUCUUCUUCUGUUAGCUAUUGGCACUAAGCUGGAGCACAUCAUAGCUCAGUUAGCCCAAGAUGUAGCUGAGAAGCACACGGCGAUUGAGGGUGAUUUGGUUGUAAAACCAUCAGAUGACCACUUCUGGUUCCGGCGGCCAAGGAUUGUCCUUUACCUAAUCCACUUCAUUCUCUUCCAGAAUGCAUUUGAGAUCGCAUUCUUCUUCUGGAUACUGACAACUUACGGAUUCAACUCCUGCAUCAUGGGGCAAGUCCAUUUUAUCGUGCCGAGGCUUGUUAUCGGGGUCAUCAUCCAACUUCUCUGCAGUUACAGCACCCUGCCUCUGUAUGCAAUCGUAACCCAGAUGGGGACCUGCUACAAGAAGGAGAUCUUCAACGAGCAUGUGCAGCAAGGUGUCCUGGGUUGGGCGCAGAAGGUUAAGAUGAAGGGUUUGAAGGGGGCUGCGAGCAUUGCCGAAUCAACGAACAACGCCGAUUCGGCAGGACCUUCUGUUAAUAUUGAAAUGGCGAAAGCCGGGGAGGACAAUGAGGAUGUUGGAAACACAAGAGUGAUAGGACAGUAGUGCGAGUGCGUGUACCUUGUUUUCAUGAUGUAGCAUGUUCAUAUGCCAUCAUUUUUGCAGAUAGCUGUACUCGCAGCAGCCGUAAUAUAGUUCCUUAGUUCGCCUUAAUAUCUUGAAUUCAUAGAACUAAGAGCCAUGCAAUGGCGAGAAGGCCGCUUGUAAAUUAGAGGUGUUUCUGGAAAGUGGGGAUGCUUGAUGGAGGAAAGGAGUGGUCAACUCGCCAGCCAGGCGGCAUUGCAUUUGCACGCCGGCAAUCGAAACACAAAUGUCAUUCUAGGUUGCAAACUUCGCUUUUUUUUUAUCGGAAACAUCGAUGGAACAACAUAUUGAUUUUA